Molecule: messenger RNA, 807 nt
Organism: Penicillium maclennaniae
Lineage: Eukaryota; Fungi; Ascomycota; Eurotiomycetes; Eurotiales; Aspergillaceae
Product: NAD(P)-binding protein
Exons: 1
Coding region: 1-807 (268 amino acids)
Molecular function (GO): oxidoreductase activity
Source: RefSeq, a predicted model, not a curated record
AUGGCCUCACCGUCUCUCAAGUAUACCAACAAACUCGCCGGGCAGCGGGUCCUGAUCCUCGGAGGAACCUCUGGUAUAGGAUUCUGCGUCGCUGAAGCAGCUAUCGAGCAUGGAGCCAACGUGAUAAUCUCCAGCUCCAACCAGUCCAAGCUUGACAAGACUGUUGCUCGCUUGAAGGAAGCCUACCCUAUCCAGACUGAAAAGCAGACCAUCACCACCCACGUCUGCGACCUUUCUGAUUCCGCCAACCUGGACGCCAACUUCGAAGCUCUCUUUCAAGUCGCUACGGUCGGCGGCACUAUUAAGCUGAACCACGUCGUUACUACCGCCGGUGAUGCUCUGUCAUUGCCUCCCUUGUCUGAUAUCACAUCCGAAAUUGUUCAGAAGAGCAUGCACGUGCGCUUUGUCGCAGCGGCCGUCAUGGCCAAGUAUAUUGACAAGUACGUCGAGAAGUCGCCUGCGAGCUCAUACACAAUAACUGGGGGUGUUCGCGGUCGCAAGCCUGCCCCUGGCUGGUCCCUUGCGACUUCUGUGAGUGUUGCUGUGGAGGGACUUGCUCGAGGACUGGCUCUGGACCUCAAGCCGAUCCGUGUCAACGUCGUAUCGCCCGGCGCAGUUCAUACUGAGUUGUUCGGCUGGCUACCUCAGGAGCAGCUGGAUGGCAUGCUUGAGAUGUUUAAGAAUUCAUCUACUACCGGUACUGUUGGUAGACCGGAGGAUCUGGCCGAGAGCUACAUUUACUUGAUGAAGGAUCAGUUCAUUACGGGUAGCGUCAUCGAGUCUAAUGGUGGCACUCUUCUUGUUUAA